Prunus armeniaca (apricot) is the source of this 207-nucleotide messenger RNA. The record is from the annotation of a GenBank genome assembly. Lineage: Eukaryota; Viridiplantae; Streptophyta; Magnoliopsida; Rosales; Rosaceae.
AUGGAUGAGGAUGCUUCAAAUGUACUCUUUGCACUUGCUUAUAGGAUUAUGGUAGCGCUUUUUGCUUGGAUGAUUUGUCCACCACCAUUCUCCGUUCAAAGCAAUGGUCUGUCUGGUUAUUGGUUACCCAUCUUUGGAGGUUAUGGAUUUGCGACGGCAGUGCGACAAAGAGGAAGUGGCGGUUGUAGCUUCUUAUGGUUGGGCUAA